Molecule: messenger RNA, 1116 nt
Organism: Lottia gigantea (owl limpet)
Lineage: Eukaryota; Metazoa; Mollusca; Gastropoda; Lottiidae
Exons: 1
Coding region: 1-1116 (371 amino acids)
Source: RefSeq, a predicted model, not a curated record
AUGCCUUCACCAUAUCAAUGCGGUAUCAAAACAAUUGGAUGGUUCUUUAAGUCUUGGCCUUUCGAAAAAGGUCUCUCAUCUGAGUUCAUUCAACCUGCUCCAAAAAAUCCCAUCAUCUCUUUGGAGAUUGAAAAAAUUAAUCAAACUUGGGCAACAAGUAUUCUUUCGGCUCUUAAAAACCAUUAUAAUUCAUUGGUAAAAACUAAAUUAGACCUGAUCAAAUCACACUCUUUUACGGACAUACAAAUUGAGUCUUUUUCAUCUGAAGCUUUAAAUUGGGCUCGGAAAGUUUAUAAAUCUCGUUUACAACGAACUGUAGUCGAACAGUUCAAAUCACUUUUGGCAGAUAUUAAAAAUACGGCUUCAGAAGCACUUGAGGAUAUGGAUGUAGGCAAUGUAGAGUUGGUAGAAGUAUCUCUUCCUCCAACUACCAAAAACAGAUUUAGUUUCAUGCCACAAUCCACUGGGAAAUCAAAACGGAAUAGAUCAUAUUCCCCAACAAGUUUUCCAUCCUCUUCUUCAUCAUCAACUUCUUCUGUCACCUACCAGACAGCAUCAUCUAGACCCUCUACUAAACCACACAUUCAUACCCGACAGAGUGAUAAAUCCAAAUUCAAUCUACCAAAACCAACCAAACCUAUUCUCAUCAUUGGAUCGUCAAAUUUAGGCCGUAUCCCAGAAGGCACCUCAGAAACCCAAAUAGAGAGCUUUCCGGGCGCAAGAAUCUGUCAUUUGAAGUCUAUCAUCACUAAAGCAGAAACCAGGCAAGUACCAAAUAAAGUAAUAGUACAUGUAGGUUUAAAUGAUAAACAAGAAGAUGGUAAUUUCAUCCACAUCCAAAUGUUGGAACUGCUGUCAAUUGUCCGAAACAAGUCUCCAAAAGCCUCCCUAUAUGUCACACCGAUACCAGUUUCAUCUUUAAAACGAGCAUGUCCUGGAGCCUUCAAGAACCUAUCAAAAUUCAAUGAACUCAUCACAGCUAAACCACCAACCAAUACCAAUACCACUACCAUUCCAGAAUACUCCGGAUUCAUUAAAGUUCAAAACGACAAUAUUAAUUUUACAGAGAUGACAGCCAAGAAAGUAUUUUCUCACUGGAUGGCCCAUUUAAACUAG